Molecule: messenger RNA, 772 nt
Organism: Camellia sinensis
Lineage: Eukaryota; Viridiplantae; Streptophyta; Magnoliopsida; Ericales; Theaceae
Product: L10-interacting MYB domain-containing protein
Source: RefSeq, a predicted model, not a curated record
UUGGGUUGCCUGGAAAAAGUUACAAGAUACUAGUCAAGGCUUCACAGGAAUAGGAUAUGACCAGGCCACGGGUUUGUUCACAGCACCUGAGCAUUGGUGGGCGAAAAUGGAAGCGAUGAACCAGCGAUGUGCAAAGUUCAAGACAAAGCCCUUGGAGCACUUGGAGCUUAUGGAAAUGGUGUACUCGGGCGCUUCUGCAACAGGAAAACAUGCAUGGACCCCAACUGAAAUCCGUGAUGAUGAUGUGGUCGCCAAUGAUGCAGACGCUGACAGUGGCAUGGCACUUCUUAGUGAUGGCACACCACCUAUUACUGUGCCUGAUAGAGGCGGCGAAAACGUGGUCGAUUCUUCGCUAUUUGAUGAUGCUCCCCCACAGUCCACUGCAGAUGGAUCAGCCAACGCAAAGCGUCGAAAGAGGGCAGCCCCUAGUACAGUGGCCAGUAGCAUGGACAACCUUGUCGAGGUUGUUAGCAAACAAAGCAGGGAGCUGAAAGUCACCCAAUAUGUUGUGACAGGAAGGGGCAAGAACACUGUUGGGGAUUGUCUUGCGAGGCUUAUGAAUGUUUUAGGAUUGGAGCUGGGUGGUCCGUUAUUUUCGUUUGCAUGCUCGCUAAUGGAUUCACCGGACAACCGCGACGUCAUGAUGGGCCUCCCCGUUGAUUGCAUUGUUGCGUGGUUAAAAGAGAAGCGUGCCAUAUGUCAUCCAACUGUUGUCAGUGGAACCCGCGGUGUAUCUCUAUUUGGGCGAGAUGGGGUGCUUGACCUUAAUUAA